This is a messenger RNA of Fusarium venenatum, 1548 nucleotides long. RefSeq names its product cytochrome P450. Lineage: Eukaryota; Fungi; Ascomycota; Sordariomycetes; Hypocreales; Nectriaceae. The record is from RefSeq and is a predicted model, not a curated record. Gene Ontology annotation, molecular function: monooxygenase activity; oxidoreductase activity, acting on paired donors, with incorporation or reduction of molecular oxygen; iron ion binding.
AUGGGCAACACACAAUCUGUAGUCGAUAUUGCAGCCAACCGAUGGCCAGUACUUCUCACUGCACUCCUUGUCUGCUUUGUAGCCGCCAUCGCCCCAAAGAUUGGAAGCGUGUUGCGACUUUGGACUAUCCCAAUCGUUGGAGAAGAGCUCGGGAGUACAGAAAAGCGCAGGAAAGCGUACUUAGGAGGGGCCCGAAAGUUAUACUCCGAUGGGUACCAAAAGUUCAAGAAUGGCGUUUUCAUGAUUACCACGUCCAAGUCUUCUCCGACAAUUGUCAUUUCACCUGAUUUUCUUCCUGAGUUGAAAAAGCUGCCCGAUACGACUUUGAGCAUGGAAGCUGCGGUUGACGAGUCAAUGGAGACCAAGUACACCAAGAUCGAGACGUCGGUACCCAUCAUCCCGCAUACUAUCAAAGGAGAACUAACUCCAGCACUAUCUCGACUAAGUACAAUCAUUGCCGAUGAAGUCAGACAAUCCCUAGAGCUUUCUAUACCCUCGUGUGAGGACUGGACAGAAGUCAACAUCCACCACAGCCUCCUUCGUAUCGUCGGAAUGGUAUCAGGUCGCGUAUUCAUCGGCCCAGAACUUUGUCGUUCCGAACAAUACCUCGAUGCAGCCAUCAAUUAUACUAUGGAAGUCAUGGGUGCCCAACGAGUCGUGCAGAACAUGCGACCAUGGCUACGACCAUUUCUAGCCCACAGGCAGCCUGAAGUCACGAAACUUUACCAACGAAUCGCAGAAGCUGAGGCCUUUCUACAGCCUGUGGUAAAGUCAAGAAUAGAGGCUAUGGCUGACAUGUCAUACGAGAAGCCAGAUGACUUUCUACAGUGGCUCAUCGACGGAAAAGACAAGUUUCCGGACAAGAACAGCCAGAACCUCGCCAAGGUUCAACUGGGCCUUACCUUUGCAGCUGUACAUACUACAACACUGACUGCCACCAACGCUUUCUAUGAUUUGGCAGCCAUGCCAGACUUACAGGCAGAACUGCGAGAGGAGGUUCGGGAAGUGCUCUUUCAAAGUGGAGAUGUCUUUACAAGCAAUGCUUUACAGGCCAUGAAGAAGAUGGACAGCUUCCUCAAAGAGACUCUCCGAGUUCAUCCGGCGACAAUGGCUUCCUUCCAGCGUAAGGUCUUGAAGCCGUUCACUUUAUCCAACGGCCAAGUUAUUCCAGCUGGUCUAACGAUUGAAAUACCUGCCGUUGCAGUUAACUCUGACUCAUCCAUCUUCCCACACGCAGACGAAUUCGACCCACUGAGGUUCUACAGACUUCGCACACAAGCCAAGGAUGAUAGAUCGAUGGAAAAGGCAGCAAACAACCAGUUUGUCAGUGUGAACCAGAGCAGUCUGACAUUUGGUUACGGCAAGCAUGCUUGUCCGGGGAGGUUUUUUGCCGCAAACGAAAUCAAGAUGAUUCUGGCCCAUGCACUCCUGCGAUAUGAUGUUAAGCUGGUUGGCUCAGAGACCAAGAGGUAUCCUAACAUGGAGUUUGCGCAUAUGUCUAUUCCGGAUCCGUCUCGAAAACUCUUGUUCAAGGCACUUGAGGUUUGA